CCAGCUCUCAUGUCAGGAUUCAUCUCCUUCAUCAACAGACCCGUUCGGAGGGUCCAGGACAUUGAACCCACUGCCUAAACCCGAAAUGAUGGCGACCAGGGAGUGUCCUUUAUACAUCCACAGGACAUCCCUCUAUCCUGGAGCAAAACAGGUCAACAAAGUCCAUGACGAUCCUCAAUGACUUUAAUGGUCUUCGAAUCAUUGGACAUGAAACCGAAUAGGCACGCAGCGGCAGAAGUCGAAACCAUACUUCUGCAACGUACUGAGGUUGACCGGAAGAUAUCCUUGAGAGAUUUUGUGGGGCCAGAAGCGGACUGGCAAAAGACUGAGAAAGCAAAGGCUCUCUUCGAGCAGAUAAAAGCGCAAAAGACUUCGAAGAACAUGUGUGAAAGGCGUAAAAAGGAGCUGGAUCCCGUGUGGUCUCUUGCAGACCCUUGAUGGCAGAGCUCGAGUGCGUCAAGCCAGUCGCGGGUCACUUACCUCUUGCGUACAGAUGGGCCCGAACUCUGA
Messenger RNA from Aspergillus heteromorphus CBS 117.55, 510 nucleotides. RefSeq lists its product as uncharacterized. The transcript has a single exon. The coding region runs from base 178 to 438 and encodes 86 amino acids. Lineage: Eukaryota; Fungi; Ascomycota; Eurotiomycetes; Eurotiales; Aspergillaceae. The record is from RefSeq and is a predicted model, not a curated record.